Arvicanthis niloticus (Nile rat) is the source of this 4277-nucleotide messenger RNA. RefSeq names its product ubiquitin specific peptidase 22 (gene Usp22). The record is from RefSeq and is a predicted model, not a curated record. Gene Ontology annotation, biological process: protein deubiquitination. Gene Ontology annotation, molecular function: cysteine-type deubiquitinase activity; zinc ion binding. NCBI's taxonomy places the organism in Eukaryota, Metazoa, Chordata, Mammalia, Rodentia, Muridae.
GCCCUCCUCGAAGUCGGCGGGUGCUGCGUGAGCGCUCCGAGCUGCUGUCGCCUGCCUGGGUUCUCAACGCGGUCUUUGUCCCUCCAGCUUUGUUCUCGCCGCGCUGGCGUCGUCCUCGCCCCCUUCGCCGCCUGCCCCGCGCGCCCGGGCCUUGCCCGCCAUGGUGGCCAGGCCCGAGCCGGAGGUCGAGGCCAUGGACGCUGAGCUGGCGGUGCCGCCGCCGGGCUGCUCGCACCUGGGCAGCUUCAAGGUGGACAAUUGGAAGCAAAACCUGCGGGCCAUCUACCAAUGCUUCGUGUGGAGCGGCACUGCCGAGGCUCGCAAGCGCAAGGCAAAAUCCUGUGUCUGCCAUGUCUGCGGCAUCCAUCUGAACCGGCUACACUCUUGCCUCUACUGUGUCUUCUUUGGCUGUUUCACAAAGAAGCACAUCCAUGACCAUGCCAAGUCAAAGCGGCACAACCUGGCCAUUGACCUGAUGUACGGAGGUAUUUACUGCUUCUUGUGUCAGGACUACAUCUAUGACAAAGACAUUGAAAUCAUUGCCAAAGAGGAGCAGCGCAAGGCUUGGAAGAUGCAGGGUGUUGGAGAGAAGUUUUCAACUUGGGAACCAACUAAGCGGGAGCUGGAGCUGCUGAAGCACAACCCAAAGAGGCGGAAGAUCACCUCCAACUGCACCAUAGGUCUGCGUGGACUGAUCAACCUGGGGAACACGUGCUUCAUGAACUGCAUUGUGCAGGCGCUGACCCACACACCGCUUCUGAGAGACUUCUUUCUGUCAGAUAGGCACCGCUGUGAGAUGCAGAGCCCCAGCUCCUGCCUGGUCUGUGAGAUGUCCUCUCUCUUCCAGGAGUUUUACUCGGGGCACCGCUCCCCACACAUUCCAUACAAGCUGCUGCACCUGGUGUGGACGCAUGCCCGGCACCUGGCAGGUUAUGAGCAGCAGGAUGCACACGAGUUCCUCAUUGCAGCCCUGGACGUCCUCCACCGGCACUGCAAAGGUGAUGACAAUGGGAAGAAAGCUAACAACCCUAACCACUGCAAUUGCAUCAUCGACCAGAUCUUUACGGGUGGGCUCCAGUCUGAUGUUACAUGCCAAGUCUGCCACGGGGUCUCCACCACCAUAGACCCCUUCUGGGACAUCAGUUUAGACUUGCCUGGUUCUUCCACCCCGUUCUGGCCCUUAAGCCCAGGGAGCGAGGGCAGUGUGGUUAAUGGGGAGAGCCACGCAUCUGGUACCACCACUCUCACAGACUGCCUGCGAAGAUUCACCAGACCAGAGCACUUAGGAAGCAGUGCCAAGAUCAAGUGUAGCGGUUGCCAUAGCUACCAAGAGUCCACUAAGCAGCUCACCAUGAAGAAGCUGCCCAUUGUGGCCUGCUUCCAUCUCAAACGAUUUGAACACUCAGCCAAACUUCGGCGGAAGAUCACCACUUACGUGUCUUUUCCCCUGGAAUUGGACAUGACGCCCUUUAUGGCCUCCAGCAAGGAGAGCAGGAUGAAUGGGCAGUACCAGCAGCCCCUGGACAGUCUCAACAACGACAACAAGUACUCCUUGUUCGCUGUCGUUAACCAUCAAGGGACCUUGGAGAGUGGCCACUACACCAGCUUCAUCCGACAGCACAAAGACCAGUGGUUCAAGUGUGAUGAUGCCAUUAUCACCAAGGCCAGCAUCAAAGAUGUGCUAGACAGUGAAGGGUACCUACUCUUCUAUCAUAAACAGUUCCUGGAAUAUGAGUAGCCUCCUGCCUUGCUGGCCAAAAAACGAGAGAGAGAACAAGUUGGCAAGCUUCCUAACAUGAUCCCUGAUCCCCCACAUCAGAACACCAUGGUAUUCCUCCUGUGCAGGCGAGCCUCACACAUCAGAACACCAUGGUAUUCCUCCUGUGCAGGCAAGCCUCGCACAUCAGAACACCAUGUAUUCCUCCUAUGCAGGCGAGCCUCGCACAUGGCCGGCCUGCACUAGGAGAUGCAGGUGGGGCAUGCCCUUCAUGGGAGGAGCUGCCUCACCAGCACCUGUCUUCAACCCUGUAGGCUGGGGAUGGAUGUCUUCAGAGCAGACCAACCUCUGCCUGGUGCUUCCCCCUGCCAUCCCACAUGGGUUUAAAAGGCACCUGCCUCCUUGAAAAUGAGCCCAUGGAGCUAUAGAGUGGGCAGAGGUGAUGCCAGAGGGCACAGUGCUUGCAGCAGCCCUCUGGCAUGAAGGGCAGAGGAUGUGUCUUUCUACAAUUUUUGUAAGAUAGCCCCGGGGCCCAGGUUGAGGCCACCCACAGGCUACAAAUACAUCUGUCCUACAGAUAACUUAGCAUCAACUGCAUGUGGAAGCAUCAGCUCAGAGGUUUCCUUUGUUCUCUAGUAAUAGGCAUCUUCUUACCUCUACCCCAUCGCUCUUUUCCACAGUGGUGAAUUUCAUAAACGUGAUCAUAGUGACGGGAAUGAUUAUUGAGUUUAUAUGGAAUUCUAGAUGAUGCUCUUCCCUUCUGAGAGCAUCUUGCUUUUUGAUCAGUGUUGUUUCCUUGCCCUGUGCCCUGCCUUCCUUCCCACACAGUUAGCUGGUGGCCAGGCAGUGGAGAUCAGGGUCCCUGUUAUCUUGAUCUUCGCAGCAGAUUCCUUGGUGGUUCCAUUGACCCAAUCUUCCUAUGUUUCUUAUUGGUCUCUGGUCUUUUUGCCUGCCAGGGAGGCUUAGUGGCUGCGUGAGAUUUGAAGCUGAGUGGUUCAGGUGGAGACUGCAUUGCAUAGUGUCACCCACUUGCCUCCAUUCUGUGUUCACUAGAGUUUCAGUUACAGCCAGAAUAAGAAGACUCCAUCACCAGUUCUGCUGGCAGGGUCAGUCAUGAAGUUUAUUGUAAGAUAUUUUGCAUGUAUCUCUGGACAAGGCCUAGGUUGUCCACUUCUAAGAAACUGAAAUCUAGGGUCUUGGUGUUUCUCCUUAUACCACUGCCUUUUCAGUGGUGCUUGCCCAGGGGCCUGUUGGCAUCCAUCCCAGGAGUUUCAGGACAAGUAUUUCCUAAGAGCCAGGCUCUGAGCCGUAGGUCCAUAGCAAGUAACACGUGCAUCAUGUUUGCAUAGCAAGUAUGGCUUUGAUUUAAAUUACAUAUAAUUAUGUGUACAGAUUUUUUUUUUAACUAUUUGAAAAUAAGAUUUUUUUUUUCACUUACAGGCUAUAAAAGAGAGUAGUACAGGGUCCAGCCCAGCUCCUUAGCUAAUUGUGAUGGAGUGAGGUCACUGUGGCAGAACUAAGUGGCCGCUGCUCAAUCGGUGUGAAAAUCACCUGAAGUCAGGGACAGCAAAAGCUUUGUCAUGUGGUGACACUUGCCCUGUUCUUCUCUGGUGUGUUUCUGUUUCUGCAAGUAAAGAGCAGACUUGAAGCAUGUUUUAGAAAAAUGCUUUUUUUUAGUAUGGCUGAGCCUAGAUUCUUAGACAUGGACCCAUGUUUGUGGGACUCUGCUGUGGAGAUGCCCUUGGGGCAGCACAUUGUAUUUGAAUAAGUCCACAUGAAAGACUUCACUGCAGUUGCCUAUGGGAACCAGAACCCCAAGCUUCAUGAAGGUCUCCUUGACACUCCAGUGGAUGGGACAUCCAGAGCAGGGGAGAUGAGCAGGUGUGCUGGCCAGGCCUGCUUCCUCUGUCCCCACAGCACACAGCCCAUUUCUUCCUGUAUUUGGGGCACUAAGGAGGACAACAAUUAUUUUCUGUCAUUGUGACUUUAACCUUUUAUAUCUGAAAGCAUUCCCCUCCUUCACCCUGGUUUUAACAUUCUAAACACUUCACUCUGUACCUGUGGCAAGGUCAACCAACUCCAUGACUGCCACACAUCCAUCUGGCCCUACCUCUCUGUCCUGUCCUCAGCAUGGUGUCUCCACUAGACGGGUGUGUGUGGAUGACUAGGGAACAGUGUAUUUGAGCAAUGGGCUUGGGAAGUUCUUUCAGUUCCCACUCUGGAUAGCAAGGCAGGAAAAGGGUCUCCUAUCGAAGAACUACCUAGUAUAUGUGCUCAGAUGGUUACAAAGUGCAUCUCACCACAGGGCUGCAUUGCCCACCUCGGUCUAGAGAGUGAGCAGACCUCUUCAUAGACUGCUGGCACCAGCGUCACAGGAGAGUAAGGUAGCCCUCUUGAAAUGUCCUCAAUGAGAGGUUAAGGCGUUAGAUGGCUCUGCGAUUCCUCUCCAUCCCAGAAGUCCCCCUCAAGCUGGGCACUACCUGAGCAUCCCACGCCAUGUGAACCUGUUGUAUUUGGCUCAGUGUGUAUGCUUUUCCUUGUAUAAAAUCAUUGUUUUUGA